Molecule: messenger RNA, 2713 nt
Organism: Thamnophis sirtalis
Lineage: Eukaryota; Metazoa; Chordata; Lepidosauria; Squamata; Natricidae
Source: RefSeq, a predicted model, not a curated record
AUCUCGACUCCGAGAUUUCCGCAAAAGCGCUUCGUGAGAAGGGGCCGCUAUGGACCAUCGCGGGGUAACGAAGAUCAGCACCGGGACCACCAUCAUGGCUGUGGAGUUUGAUGGCGGGGUCGUCCUGGGCUCUGACUCCCGAGUUUCUGCAGGGGACUCGGUGGUCAACUGCUUCUAUAACAAGCUGGUGCCCCUGCACGACCGGAUUUACUGUGCCCUCUCUGGCUCUGCGGCUGCUGCUGAGGCCAUGGCUGACAUGAUCAAUUACCAGCUGGAGCUCCACAGCAUCAUGAAAGAAAGCAUAAAGGACAGAGACAAGCAGGAAGCUUGGAAAGAAAAGAAUAAAAAUUCUAACCAUCUAUUUCCACUAUCCCUGCUGUCAGUCAAGAUUCUGAAAGCCAGUAUCAUCAGUUCUUAUACGCCAUUUUCCACAUCUCAUUGCUACGUGACUUUGCACCUGCCAACAGCAUCACAGGAGAUAUUCAAAACCCAGGCUGUCAGGAAUUCUUACUACCCCGUCUGGAAUGAAACAUUUUAUUUCAGGAUCCAAACUAAAAUCAAGAAUAUCAUCCAGCUGGAAGUUUGCGAUGCUGAUUCAGUUACCAACCAUGAUAUUCAAUUGAUUGUUCUUUUUGAUUUGUCAAAACUCCAGCCUGGAAAUCCAGUCCUUGAGACAUUCUCCUUAAAACCAAAGAAACAAGAACAACCUUAUCGUUAUGAAUUUCUAGAAGUGGAAUUCAAGCUGUCAGAUGUGCAACUUCCUCCUGAGCAACUGAUUUCUAAUGGUGUCCUAGUGGCCCGUGAACUUUCCGCUCUGGAUGUUAAAGUGAGCAAGGAAGAUAAUGAGAAGAUUUUGAAAGCCAAUAAAAAUGUGGUCUUUUCAGUCGAUCAAUCUUAUGAAGGUACACAGAAGACAAGCAAAAAUUUAGAUUCCUUCCGCUUUCAUUGCAUAAAAAGCUUUGGACCAGUACUAAAAGUUAAAGUUCAGAACAUUUUACCCAACAAGGACAAUGAAUCUGAUUAUUCUUUAAUUCUCCCUUGGAAACUGCUUCCAGUUGGCCAUGAAGUCAAAGUUGAAUUACCAAUGGGGAAGGUCCAUCAAAGCAGGAGGAAAUCAAGGCUUAGUGCAAUGAAGAGCAUCCAGCAAUCCUCAACUGAUUGGCAUGGGGCUGAUUUUGAUUCCCAAACAGAUCUGAAACCAUGUCUGGUAAAUGGCUGUAAGUUUUCCAAGAAUCUUGACGUGCGUUUGGGUUAUGAGCUUUGUCCUGAUGAGCAGGAUUUUCUGCGCAAGAGGAAAAAGGUUGUUGCAGAUGCCCUGAAUAAGCUUUUUAAUUUAGGAGAGGAGUUACAAGAGGAUGAGGUCCCAGUGAUUGCUCUUUUGGCAACUGGAGGUGGUAUCAGAGCUAUGACAUCCUUGUAUGCUCAUCUCUCAGCCUUCCAGAAAUUGAACCUUUUGGAUUGCAUUACAUAUAUCACCACUGCUUCUGGAUCAACAUGGACGCUGACAAAUUUGUAUCGUCAUAUUGACUGGUCACACCAAAGUUUAGACGAUCACAUCAAUACUAUAAAAAGACAGUUGCUGAAGAACAAAAAUAAUGUUAUUUCUAACAUAAGAUUGAAGCAGUAUCACAAGGAGCUAACUGAGCGGAUCGAAUCUGGUCAUCUUUCAUCUUUUACAGCACUCUGGGCCCUUAUUCAGGAAGCUUUUCUUCACGAUAGAGUAAAUCCCAGUAAGCUCUCAGAACAGCAACAGGCUUUGAAUCAGGGGCAGAACCCUUUCCCUAUUUACACAGCCAUAAAUGUCAAAGAUGGAAAUAUCAACACUUUUGACUUUAGAGGUAUCUGGACUAACAUUUUCAGUCCAAAUCUCCUGGAUUGUUUGUACUGGACCACAACCCCAGAAGAAUUCUGGAAACGAUGGGUGACAGACAUGUCAAUAAAGCAUGAGAAUUAUUCUUCAGGUGUUUAUCCUGCCACGGUCUACAAGCCUCCAAGUUAUCACUAUGGAAAACUUUGUGAAAUCUUCAAUGACAUUUUAACUGAUCGUCCUUUAAAGGGGGAAAAUCAUAACUUCCUACAAAGCUUUGAUUUUGAUAAAGAUUACUUGGAUCAGAAAGAAUUCAUGAAAUGGAGUGAUACUGUAUUUGAUACUUCUUCUAACAAGUUGACACCAAGCACAAAAUCCCUCUGUUUAAUAGAUGUAGGAUAUUUUAUGAACAACAGUGGUAUAUCACUUCUCAAGCCAGAAAGGAAUGUGGAUAUACUUAUUUUUCUGGAUUAUGAGAUGAAUGGAAUAUUAAGGCAACUGAAGAUGAUGUCUGACUACUGUGAAGUCCAAGGUAUUCCCUUUCCAAAGGUUCAAGUGAAUGAGAAAGAGAGAAAGGAUAUGAAGGAGUGCUACGUUUUCUUAGAUGAAGAUAAUCCCAAGGCACCAAUAGUGCUUUGUUUUCCACUGAUCUGUCGCACCUUCAAAGAAUUCUCAGCGCCAGGGGUCAAACGCAGUCCUUCAGAAAUGAAGGAAGGUAAAGUCAAUCUGGAAAAAGGUGUCUCACCCUAUCAAACCCUCGAAAUAACCUACACUGAAGAAAACCUUGACAAACUGAUUAAUUUAUGCCGUUACAAUAUUCUUUAUAGCAAAGACUUCAUCUUCCAAGCCAUUCAAAGUGCCAUACAGAAAAAGCAACACAGUGGGUCCAGAAAUGAUAAACAAUGA